Messenger RNA from Rhizophagus irregularis DAOM 181602=DAOM 197198, 2049 nucleotides. RefSeq lists its product as uncharacterized. Lineage: Eukaryota; Fungi; Glomeromycota; Glomeromycetes; Glomerales; Glomeraceae. The record is from RefSeq and is a predicted model, not a curated record.
AUGGAAGGGGGGUUUUGCACGAAAUAUGCUGUGCUGCUUGCAAAGAAUAUCCUCACUGUAACUGAUCAGGAAUCGCUCGCAGACAGAAACGAUACACCAGAACUGCUUCAAUGUAAACGUUGUAACGAAAACAUAUUUACAUUUCCACUAAGAAAGGAAUUCGUAGGACUACUAUGUGGGCACUAUAUCCAUCGUGAUUGUCUCGAAAGUAACAAAACUUGUCUCGAUUGCCACUCUGCUUCCGACAGACUAUUUCUUUCACAAAACAACCAUAAAACAACAGACCCUAGCUAUGUCGUUGCGGAAACUGGUGCGCUGAAAUCGGUAACAUCGAGCUGCAAUAACGUCGAGGCAGCACACGAGCACGGAUUAGGGACUUCUAGCGUAAAAGAUUUACCAGUAGUGAAUAAAACAGAGAAAAAAACAGAAAAGUCUCAUACCAAUACGUUACAAGAAAUUCACAAGACUAUCAACGAUAAAAGUGCGGCUGUCUCUUAUGUAAAACAGCAGAGUGUACUAAAUAACAGAAGCAACGAACAGACUCCCCUCUCGGACAGAGAAAGAGAGUUUAUACAAGAGAUUUCUUCCUCUAUUGGCCAACAAGAAGGUAACUGUUGUCCACCUGUCAAUGAGGAAAAUAGCACGGAGACUGUACCAAAUACGGUAUGCCAAAAAUCUGUUCAUGAUACCGUUACAUUGCAACAUUUGGCCAAGUUAUAUCGCAAAGCCACUAGUGCAGAAAUUUCUGCCAUGGAGGCCAACCGAAAAGAGAUUCUGUGCUGGUACUACUAUGCUAGCGCAUUUAUCAACAACGUAAAAAGAUUUGUUACUGACGAGAGAGUUGGGGAAAAAACAGCCAAAGGGAGAAUAUACGAUUUCAUUGCUAGCCAACAUCCCAAAAUCAAACGAGGGAAUCUCUGUAAAAAAACGCAGAGAGCUAUUAAGAUUUACAAGUUGUUCGAGAAAAUAGGGAUAGACAAAAUUAAACAUGUUACUACGUACAGUGCGAACUUAAUUGCAAGCUUCACGAAUAAUCAGAUACAAUCAAUUAUUCACUAUUUCUCUGUGGAACACAACGAGAAAUUAGCAGGAAACCGAGACCCACCGAUUACUGAGAAUGAACGAAACACUGUAAAUUUCACGAGUAAUCCGAACCAAGCCAUUAAUAGUUGCUCCUCUGUGGAAUACGAUGAAGGGUUUCAAGGAAUCCAAGACUCAGCGACUAUUGAGAUUGCUGAGCAAGACACUACAAGUUUCACGAAUAGUGAGAUCCAAGACAAUCUAUCUGUGGGACACGAUGAGGGGUCGCAUGAAGAACGAGAUCCAUCGAUUACUGAAACUGUUGAACAAGACACGUUUAUUUCCCAAGGAAACGAUUCUGCUACAGAUAGCAUUGGUUCGGUCAUCGUUUCCUUAAAAACUGAUUCUUCUACCGAUAACAUCAGCCAGUCUAUUGUUCCCCAAGAAUUGCAUUCGAGUGAUUUAGAUGACCGGACUACCACAGUAUCGAGAAAUAAAGAAUACGAAAAUGAAUACAUAUGCGAACAAGCCAAUGAACACUUUCACGCAUCGAGCGUGUACGAUCCAAGCUAUGAAAAGUUUUUAGACACAGACAAUGUAAUAAUAGAAGAGUUUCACCGAUUAGACAGUACAUCGAAUAACAUUUGCAAAGAAACUAUCAUACCCAACUUAAGUACUCGGAAACCGUUAACUUAUGACCGAGAUGAUAAUAUAGACGAUGAUAUAGACGAUGAUAUAGACGAGGAAUUAAUUGACCACAUUGGCAGAGAAUAUACAAAAAUCAUCAGGGGGGAAUUAGCAUCAUGGAAACUCAAAGGUCAGAAUAAGCAUGCUAAUGCUUCAUGCUUCGAGUGUCGCUCCUAUGGAGCCCUUUGUCCUAGUUGCUUUGUAACCGAUUAUAAUACAAAAGUACGCCGUAAACUAGUGGAAAUAGAUAUCGAGGAUGACGAACCCGGGUAUGAGACGCCUAACUCAGAUUCUAUGCAUAAUGCGCUAUCAAUGAAUUGUUCUUCCAUAAGUUCAUUCUGA